Hippocampus comes (tiger tail seahorse) is the source of this 3894-nucleotide messenger RNA. RefSeq names its product capping protein inhibiting regulator of actin dynamics (gene cracd). The transcript is spliced from 10 exons. The coding region runs from base 195 to 3671 and encodes 1158 amino acids. The record is from RefSeq and is a predicted model, not a curated record. Gene Ontology annotation, biological process: maintenance of gastrointestinal epithelium; negative regulation of barbed-end actin filament capping. Lineage: Eukaryota; Metazoa; Chordata; Actinopteri; Syngnathiformes; Syngnathidae.
CUUCAGGCGCGUGCAGCUGUGCGUGUGCGUUCUCGCUGUCUGCCACGCGCAUCAUCAUCAUCAUCAUCGUCAUCCUCCUCAUCGUCAUCGGCGGCAACAAAAGCGACCAAGACAAGAAGAGGAAGGACUCGCCGCGCGAUCUCCAAGCCUCCGAGGCAUUCGUGGGCCUCAAAAGUUUGCAAACGAGCCCGUCCAUGUUCCCUAAGGUUUUACUGCAGUGGUGCGCGGCGCUGUCGAGCUGCGCGGCUCAAAUAGAGAAGCAAAGGCGACAGGGCAAGUUCCAGCCCUUCAGACGCCUCUUUGGGAAGAAAAAGCAGAAGAGGGAGACCCAGGGGGGCUUUUAUGGGGCACAGCUGAAGGCCAGUUUCUCCACCGGGGAGGUGUGCCAUGGAGUUGUGUCCGACGACGAGAACGCCAAUCAAAGUCUAAGGGAGCUGAAUCCCGUCGGAUCUCGAGCCCUCUCGCACGACAGCGUCUUCAUCCCGGAGGAGUCGGCCAAGCAGGCCGGCCUGGAUCACGCCAUGUCCCAGGAAAACGUCUCGGACAAAGUCAAAAAUCUGCAGAAGCAGAUCGCGCAGACGAUCAAGUUUGGCCAGAGGCUUCCUUCUCUGAGAAGAAGCGAAGGGGAUGAGGGAAGCUCCGAUGAGGAGGAGGCUCCGCAGAGUCCGCUGAGGGUGACGGCGCAGGUCGAAACAGAGCCCGCAAAAGCCGAGCCGACGGUUCAAGCGGUCUCGCAAGCGAGAUCGCACCACGGCACCCCUGUCAAGUCCCCCAGGUCCAAAAGAGUCCUCCCGCCCGGCGGUACCAUCGAGUCGGUCAACCUGGACGCCGUUCCUCAGUCCGCAUUUCUUCUGGACAACACCGCAGCCAAGCAUAAACUGUCUGUCAAACCCAAGAAUCAGAGGGUUUCACGCAAGCACCGGCGCUUCUCGCAGGACCUCCAGGAAGUAGCCAUCCCCGGUGUGGCGCAGGAUGACCCGGGAGUGGCGGGCGUCUCGGCGGAGCACCGCCGCAGAUCAUCCACGGAAGAAUCUCUGAAAGCCUUCAAGAAACACCGAGUCGAAGAGGAACGAUUUGAAGCCAAGAGGAAGAGGGAACUGGACGAAGAGGAGAGAAGACAAAGAGCAGAGCAACUGAGGAUUGAAGAAGAAGAAGAACGGUCUCGUAAGCAGCGCGAGGAGAAGGAAGAAGAAGAGAGGAGGCUCCGCAGGGAGCUGGAGGAAGAGGAGAGAAAGCAGCGAGCAGACCAACUGAGGAUUGAAGAAGAAGAAGAAGAACGGUGUCGUAAGCGGCGCGAGGAGAGGGAAGAAGAAGUGAGGAGGCUCCGCGAGGACGAGGAGAGAAGGAUGAGGAACGAAGAGGAGAGGAGGCAGCGUAAGGAGGAGGAGGCGAGGCGGCUGAGGGCGGAGCAAAGAAGGAAGGAGGAAAAAGAGGCGAGGAGGCAGCAGGAGCUCGAGGCUCAGCGACUACAUUCGGAGGAAGAGGAAAGCAAGAAGAGGAAGAAGGAAACCGAGAAGCAGAGGUUGCGACACAUCGAAGAGAAACGCAAAGCGGAGUCUGAAGAACAGCGGAACAAAAUGGCGGAAGAUGACGCAGACGGAUGCUCGGAUCCUCAACAGAGGAAGAGGAGAGCCGAGGAGCAGCGCUGGAAAGAGAUGGAGCAGCGGCAGCGGCCUUUCUCCUUCCAAGUUUCUUCCGGAGAAAAAGAAAUCCUCUUCCCGAAGGUUAACCUGACGCCUGUUACGGGAACCUCUGCGACUGUCGUUCCGAGAGAAGGCACAAAGUCCCCUUCUGGAGUACCGGACUCCCCCAACCGGCAGACUUCUCCAUACGUGCCCCACACCGCCAUCCUGGUGACCGGCGCGCAGUUGUGCGGCACCGCCGUCAAUCUGGACCAGAUCAGGGACACCGCCUGCAAGUCCCUCCUUGGUCUCGGUGAGGACCGGAAAGCGCAGGGAACGCCAUCAUCCGCCAAGACCAAGACGUCGCCGGAUCGCAAGUCGUCAAAGGCAAAAUCCCUCACUGAGUCCACCGAGGCGGAGCCGGCUGGUGCAGCCGUCCUGGCUGAGUGGGCCACCAUCAGGUCCAAGAUAUUCAAGGGGGUCGAGGAGGGCAGCGAGUACCCAGACCCGAGCAAGGGUCAACCUCCAGCCAGCCACGAAGACCACCACGAGUUUGCCCACACGCACUUGAGGAAGACCGUGUCCGCCAGCACCAAGUUCUCCAUCACGCCCGCCAAGAAAAAAUUUGGAGAUUCAAAAAGGAAUUCCGAGUGCUCCAAUUCCAGCGUAUCAGACGAGAAAACGGGAGAGGAUGCCGCGUCGUCUGACGCGUCCGCUUCCGCCUCGCCGGAUGCCAUCCGAAAAGCUCAGAACAGGACGAAUAAGUGUCUCCGCAUUCCAGAAAGAGUGGCGGACGAGUGCGUCUUCGCCAAAGACCUCCCGUCUUUCCUCGUUCCCAGCCCCGGAGCCAAGCCUGAACGGCCUGAGUGGAAGGCUCGGGAUCGUAGCGGCUCGGCAGAGCCCGAAAGCACGGUGGAGGAUGAGGAACCGAGUUUGGACGGCGAUGAGGCGCCUUCGCCGUUUGGCAUCAAGCUGAGGAGGACCAACUACUCACUGCGGUUCCACAGUGAGCAGUCCACGGAGAAACGGAAGAAGCGCUACAGCGCCGGAGACAGCUUCGACGGUGUCCCCUCGCCCCUGACCCCCAUCGAGCCGGACUCGGACGCCUCGCCGGUCUUUUCCGACCGAUCCAGUCCAGUGUCACCUCAGAGAGAAGUCAAGUACUCCCUCGCCUCAGCCUCCCCUGUGAUUCCGCGAGCCGGCUUGGGCAAAUCGCCGAGCCCCACGCUGCAAUGCGACGGGGACCACAUGCCCUCCAAGCCGUCGCUCUACCGCAGACCCCAAGCCUCACCCAAACCCGCCGAUGGAGUUCCCACCCCUCCUCCGUCGCCGCUGCCUAAAGCGAGCCACGGUGAGACCGAGGACUCGGCCGGCCAGAGUCAUCCCACGGCGGUUGGCCACCCGCAACGGGGCAACCAAAGCCAAGGUGAAGAGGAGCCCAAGGAGAAAAGAUCUUUCUUCCCGUCCAUCAACAUUCCCUGGAGGGAGAAAGUGGACAGGAAGACGGAGCUCAUCAAGAGAGAGAAACCGUCGCUUCAGAGCAGGCACUCCCUGGACGGCGCCAGGGUCCAGGAUAAGGAGGCGGGCCCCCUGUGGAUCACGCUGGCGUUGCAGAAGCAGAAAGGAUUCCGGGAACAGCAGCAAAACCGCGAGGAACGUCGCAGCCAACGGGAAGCCAAGCUGGCCGAGAAGCAAGCUCGGGAGCGAGACAGUGUGGGCUUAGUGAUGACAAUUAGCUCCACCGAGAGCCGAGGAGGAAGUGGCAGCGUUGGUACGAGUUCGAAAGCUCAGACGCCGGAUGAGCUCAAGAGACCGGAUAGCCUGCGUGGACGGUUCGAGAGGCGAGAGCAGCUGAAGAAAGCCAACACGCUGCCCAGCUCUGUCACUGUGGAAAUCGCCGACUCCACGCCGUCGCCCCCUGCUGUCAAGGAGGUUUCCAAGCGCUUCCCGGCUAUGGACUCAGCGCAGGUGUCCACCGAGCCCGCCUGGCUGGCGCUGGCCAAGCGAAAGGCCAAAGCCUGGAGUGACUGUCCUCAAAUCAUCAAGUAACAACCCCACCAACAACCACUUCAUCAACCCUCCAAUUUAUGAUAUUAGUGGUCCCCAACGAGCGGGCUGUGAACCGGAACCGCUCCGUAGCAUUUUUGGCACCCCCCCCCCAAAAAAAAAUCAAAUUUCAUUGAUCGUCCGUGUCGGAAAACAGUUUUGCUUUAAAUAUAUCUUAUAUGCUUUAAAAAAGUUAGCCCACAAGCGAGCAAAAAUGAAGAAGGGG